ACCUUGAAACGCCAAACUCUAGUGUCACCUUGGCGGAACGCACUCAUACACACAUACGCUAUUCUUUUCGUUCGUUUAACACAAUUGGGAAGCCAGUUAAUAAUAAAGUUUUUAACAAAAAUUACUUCAUAAAUUUCUCAAACAAAUCAAUCACUAUUCCAGUGUAAACGAUUGAUACAAAAGUGCAAGUCAACAACAAAAUUUGUUGAAAUAAAAGCAAAAGUGUCGAAAUUUAUCAUAGACAUUUCAACGGUCUUUUUUUUGGUAUACAGAAAUAAAGUGCGUGUGUGUUGAAAAGAAAUAAAAACCGUUUUGCUUUUUUGAAAAGUUAAAAAAUAUUAGAUUUAACUUAUUCUCGGAAUUUAAUAAGCAUUAAAGAUGACGACUACCAAAGUUAAACAACGCUUUAUUGAACGUGGCUCCCAUAAGGGAAAGGGCUUGGCCGUCUUCACUAGUGGUGGUGACUCCCAAGGUAUGAAUGCUGCCGUAAGAGCUUGCGUCCGGAUGGCAAUUUAUUUGGGUUGCAAGGCCUACUUCAUUCGUGAAGGCUACCAAGGAAUGGUAGAUGGCGGCGAUAACAUAGUCGAAGCUAAUUGGGCUUCGGUAUCGUCUAUAAUUCAUCGUGGAGGUACUGUAAUUGGUUCAGCAAGAUGUACUGAUUUUCGCCAACGUGCUGGUCGCCUAAAGGCAGCCCACAAUCUUAUUCAAAAAGGCAUUUCUAACCUGGUUGUUAUUGGUGGUGAUGGUUCAUUGACUGGUGCAAAUUUAUUCCGUCAAGAAUGGUCAUCAUUGUUAGACGAAUUAUUGAAGGAGGGAAAAAUAACUGAAGAGCAAAGGAAAAAAUAUGAUGUUUUGCAUAUUGUCGGAAUGGUCGGAUCAAUCGACAACGAUUUCUGUGGUACUGAUAUGACAAUUGGUACUGACUCAGCUUUACAUCGAAUUAUUGAAGCUAUUGAUGCUAUCGUUAGUACUGCAUAUUCUCAUCAACGUACAUUUAUUAUGGAAGUUAUGGGAAGACACUGUGGUUAUUUAGCCCUUCAAGCCGGUAUGUCCUCCGGAUCUGACGCUAUAUUUAUACCCGAAGAUCCGGCUCCAAAGGAUUGGAACGAUAUUUUAUGUGAAAAGUUGUUACAGGAACGUAGUGCUGGUCAACGUUUGAACAUUAUUAUUGUAGCAGAAGGUGCUAUUGAUCGCGAUGGCAAUGCUAUUUCCGCUGAAGAUAUUAAAAAGGUUGUUGUAGAUAAGCUACAACAAGACACCCGUAUUACUGUUUUGGGUCAUGUUCAACGCGGUGGUAAUCCCAGUGCUUUUGAUCGUGUUUUGGGUUGUCGUAUGGGAGCUGAAGCGACAUUGGCUUUGAUGGAAGCUACAAACGAAACUGUGCCCGCUGUUGUCUCUCUAGAUGGCAACCAAGCUGUUCGGGUCCCAUUGAUGGAGUGCGUUGAACGCACCCAAGCUGUUGCUAAGGCUAUGUCCGAGAAAAAUUGGGAAUUGGCUGUUAAAUUGCGUGGUCGUUCAUUUGAACGUAACUUGGAAACCUAUAAGAUGUUGACUCGCUUGAAGCCACCUAAACAUGAAGGACAGGGCUAUCGUUUGGCUGUAAUGCACAUAGGUGCACCAGCUUGCGGUAUGAAUGCUGCUGUACGCAGUUUUGUGCGUAAUUGCAUUUAUCGUGGUGAUGUCGUGUUCGGCAUUCAUGAUGGCAUUGAAGGUCUUAUUGCUGGCAAUAUUAAGGAAAUGGGCUGGUCCGAUGUAACUGGUUGGGUUGGCCAAGGUGGUGCUUUCUUGGGAACAAAACGUACUUUGCCCGAGUGUAAAUUCAACGAAAUCGCAUCACGUCUCAGGGAAUUUAAGAUUCAGGGUCUAUUGAUUAUCGGUGGUUUUGAAGCUUAUCACGCAUGUGGUCAAAUCGCAGAUCAACGUUCUAAUUAUCCUGAAUUCUGUAUACCAUUGGCUGUUAUACCCUCUACCAUUUCCAACAAUGUUCCUGGUACUGAAUUUUCGUUGGGUGCCGAUACUGGCCUUAAUGAGAUUACUGAGAUUUGUGAUCGCAUCCGUCAAUCGGCUCAAGGUACCAAGAGACGUGUUUUCGUCAUUGAAACUAUGGGUGGCUAUUGUGGAUACCUAGCUACACUAGCUGGCUUAGCUGGUGGCGCAGAUGCUGCUUACAUAUUUGAGGAGAAGUUUUCAAUUAAAGAUUUGCAGCAGGAUGUCUAUCAUAUGGCUUCCAAAAUGGCUGAAGGUGUACAGCGUGGUUUAAUUUUACGCAAUGAAAAAGCUUCCGACAAUUAUAACACCGAUUUCAUUUAUCGUUUGUAUUCGGAAGAAGGCAAAGGUUUAUUUUCUUGCCGUAUGAAUAUUUUGGGCCACAUGCAACAGGGUGGUUCUCCAACACCAUUCGAUCGUAAUAUGGGUACAAAAAUGGCAGCUAAAUGUGUAGAAUGGUUUUCCGAACAAUUCAAAAAUAACAAGCAACCUGACGGUAGCAUUAAAUGUACUGACAAGGAAUCUGCUGUUCUUUUGGGCAUAGUAAGGCGUCAAUACAGAUUCACACCCUUGGCUGAUUUGAUUUCUGAAACCAAUUUCGAGCAACGUAUUCCUAAAAGCCAGUGGUGGUUAAAAUUGCGUCCUUUGCUAAGAAUAUUGGCUAAGCAUGAUUCUGCCUAUGAGGAGGAAGGUUUGUACAUAACCGUUGAAGAAGAAUGCUCCACCGAUGCUGUGGCUUAAAUGUAAUACAAAACAUUUUCAACAGCAGAGUCAUUUUCAUUUAAAAGAUGAUGUUUAGCUAGCCAUCUAGCAAGCCAGUCUAAAAUUCAAUUGCUCUAAACUAAAUUGAAUAUAUAUAUUGCACAAAAUCAGAAGCUUGAUAUUAUAAGCUAUCUUUUGUUAGUCAAGGCUUUUUUAAUUUAUAGGUUUUCAUUUUACUUCGCCAUCAUUUCAUUUUCAAAAUAUUUUAUAUUUUUUUGUUUACUUUUUAUUUAUAAUUAUGUCAAUAAUUUCACCAUUAAACAAAUACAUUGCAAGUGUUUUUAUUAAAGCUCAGGUCUCCAAUUAAGUUAAAAUGACCCCAGUGUAUUCAAUAUUAUAAUUAUCACCAUCAUUUCCAUUAUCUUUUUAUUUAUUUAGUUUCGUAGACACUAUUUAGAUCUAUUCUCUAACACUCAAAGUUUAUGAAAUAAAUUAAAUAAUUCUAAAAAUUUUCAAGCUGCUACAAUUCUUUGUAAAGGAUUUUAAAUAAAUCUGAAUCCUUCCUAUUUUUAGAUCUAAAAAAAUUAAAUGUGUUAAAAGUUAUUCAUAAUGUUGUUUAAAUUAAGUUGUAGGGAAUCAUCUAUCAAACCGAAUCUACAUACAACAACCUACUACUAAUUAAUACGAUAUCAGGAGAAUAUAAAUAUAUAAUACACAAUAAUAUACACAUGUUGUUAAACGUUGUACUUUUGAAGUUUAAGAAAAAUAUUAAAUAAAUUAUGACACAUUGAUACAAAAAAA
Molecule: messenger RNA, 3489 nt
Organism: Lucilia cuprina (Australian sheep blowfly)
Lineage: Eukaryota; Metazoa; Arthropoda; Insecta; Diptera; Calliphoridae
Gene: Pfk
Product: ATP-dependent 6-phosphofructokinase
Exons: 8
Coding region: 379-2727 (782 amino acids)
Biological process (GO): canonical glycolysis; fructose 6-phosphate metabolic process; fructose 1,6-bisphosphate metabolic process
Cellular component (GO): cytoplasm; 6-phosphofructokinase complex
Molecular function (GO): 6-phosphofructokinase activity; AMP binding; monosaccharide binding
Source: RefSeq, a predicted model, not a curated record